This is a messenger RNA of Passer domesticus (house sparrow), 1366 nucleotides long. RefSeq names its product zinc finger protein 3-like. The transcript has 3 exons. Gene Ontology annotation, molecular function: RNA polymerase II cis-regulatory region sequence-specific DNA binding; DNA-binding transcription factor activity, RNA polymerase II-specific. The coding region runs from base 20 to 823 and encodes 267 amino acids. The record is from RefSeq and is a predicted model, not a curated record. Gene Ontology annotation, biological process: regulation of transcription by RNA polymerase II. NCBI's taxonomy places the organism in Eukaryota, Metazoa, Chordata, Aves, Passeriformes, Passeridae.
GAGCCCAGGGGGCCAAGGAAUGGAGAGCGGGGACUGUGCAGGAGCCGGAGCAGCGAGAGAGGCCGGGCUGAAGGAUUUCUCAUUCCCAAACCUUGGCCAGAUGGAGGAGGAGGCUGUGAGGAAGAGGAAGAUGCCCCAGGACACCCAGGCAGACAAGGCGGUGAGGAUGGAGACCAGGGAGGACAAAUCCCCACAACAGAAACUCGAGGAAGAGGCAGAUUUGAGUGGCUGCACAGGGCAGGAAUCCAAGGGGGAGGAAAAGUCCCAGAGAUCCCGCAGGAGGAGGGGCUGCAAACCCAGCCCAGGUUGCUCUGAGGUGAAAGGCUGCACCCUGAGGCAGGAUGGUGGACACAGCUUCAGGCAGAGCUCGGAGCUGGUGGCCCAUGAGCAGCUUCAUGAUGGGGAGAAGCCCUACAAGUGCUUGGAGUGUGGGAAGAGCUUCAGGCAGAGCAGCACCCUGAUCCACCACCGGAUGAUCCACACCGGGGAAUGGGCCUAUGAGUGUGGGGAGUGUGGGAAGGGCUUGAGGUGCAGCUCAGACCUCGUCAUCCACCAACGCAUCCACAGUGGGGAGAGGCCCUACGAGUGUCCCCAGUGUCAGAAGAGGUUUCGGAGCAGCUCCAAUCUCUUCAUGCAUGAGCGGAUUCACACGGAUGAGAGGCCCUUCCGCUGCCCUGGCUGCGGGAAGGGCUUCAAGUACAACUCCCACCUCAUCAGGCACCGGCGCAUCCACACUGGGGAGAGGCCCUACGAGUGUCCCCAGUGUGGGAAGAGCUUCACCCAGAGCUCUCACUUGACCAGACACCAACAGAGCCACUGGUAAGGGAAGCCCUAUAAAUGCCCCAACUGCAGAAAGAGCUUUGUGUAUUGCCCUAACUUGGUCCCCCCACUGGAGAACCCACAUUGGGAAGAGCCCUGGUUAUCCAUGGUCCCUGUGAUCCAUGCUGGGAAGACACCUGUACCUUUACCUGCUUUUGCCACUGAUACGAUGCGGGAUUGAAGAACAUGAGUAUGGCCAUGGCCAUGAUGUUACAUUCACUACAACCUUAGGUUAUUGCCAGGGGCAGUCAAGGGACUCUCUCUCUCCCUGAGGAGAAGGGUGUCCUUUCCAGGCCGGAGGAAAUACGUGGCCAGGAAGAGGCGGUUGUUGAUGUUGUAGUUUUCCCUGUAAAUACUUUUACUUAGCUUUCUGUUAUCAAUAUUGUUUCUGUUCCCAUUUGUUGUUUAUCUCAUUGCUGUUCCCAUUAAAUUGUUCUUAUCCCAGCCCGGGAUCUUUGCCUUUUGUGCUUUCCAUGGGAGAUGGGAGGGCAGCAAGUGGCAGCACAGUUUUAGCAGGAGCAGGAAAUGAGGGAAUCCCAUUCCUGAA